ACGUUGAGAAACAGACGCGCUCUCGGUGCGCAAUCCUUCCGAGGACGCUCCUGAAAUUGCCGACCUGCUCUUUCGUCCUCGACAAAAAAUUGGCAAAGGAGCCAAAGGAGAGAAAAAAUAAAUAAAUAAGGCAAAAGCUUAUUAACUUUGCACGCUAGAGGCUAGAGUGUGGGAUAUAUUUGCUUUGCAUACCAUCGGAAGAAGAGGAUAAACUUAAUCAACAUUUGACAUCGACAAAAGCAGCUGCUGGAUUCUUGGAGAACAGAAUGAAUCCUUUUUAAUUCACACAAGUAUGAAGCAGAUUGCUCAGUGAAUGCUACGAUCUGCAUGGAGUUCUAGUCUACGGAGCAAUUUAUGGUUGGCCGCAUAACUCCCCCGGCUGUAGUACUGUGCCCACCUCGCCAUGCUGGCCUGUCUGCAGAGGAGGCAAAACCCUCCACCCCAGCACCCGGUGUGUGCCAGCAAGACCCUGGAGCCUCUGCAAGCCCUUGGACGGAAAUGUGAGCUCGUGGUGCCGCCACAUUCCCCACGCUACCCCAGUGCGGCAGAACUUGAUGCCUUCGCUCAGAAGACGGCCAGCAACCCUUUGUCCAUCAAGAUCUUCCCCACUAACAUCAGGGUUCCCCAGCACAAGCACCUUAAUCGGACUGUGAAUGGAUAUGACACCACCGGGUCACGCUAUGUUCCCUAUCCACAUAUCCACACAGGGGGCUACCAGGGCCUGCUGGCCAUCUUCAAGUCCUGCUCAUUGCCAUCCUCAUCAACAGCCACCUUUGGCCCUUCGAAAGGUGUUCUCAAGAACUCGGAAGGCAGACGGACUAAGCUCUCUCCAGCCCACAUAGCUGUUGCUCCAUACCCGCCCCCCAGUAGUAGCACUUUAGCCAGUGGCCACGGCCAAAUGGUAUACCACACUGGGCCCUCAAAGCCCCCUGAGGGGCCCGUACUAUCUGUUCCCCCAAAUGUCACUGUAGCUGGCUCAGUGAUUCCUGUAACUGGGGGACGAGGCCUGGCCCUGCCUGCACAGUCCAACCUCCCCUCCAUCCAGAGCAUCAUCUACCAGAUCAACCAGCAUUGCCAGGCCCAGGCUCUGCAGCAGGUGUGCCAAGGGGCUGCCACUGCACCGUCAAAUUCAAGCCCCUCCAAGCAGGGCACAACUGUCAUGGGGGUCUCUUCUAGCUCCUCAGGUGGAGGGUACGUGGUAGGAAUGGGUCCCCAGGCUAAUAUGGUGUACACAGGGCCCGGGCUGCCGCCUCAAAAUGCAGAGGCUUUGAAGGCUGGAGUGUACGCAGAUGGUAUGGACUACAUUCUUUGGCAGAAGCAGCAACAGCAACAGCAACAGCAGCAGCAGCAGCAUCAACAGGCUGUGCUCCGCAUGUACAGCGGAGGUAGCGGAGGAGGGGGCGCCAUCAGCAAGUCCCCCGAAACUUGUGUUCCAGGGGGACUUAUGGCGGCACAAGUGUCCUCCUCUUCAUCUAGACCUUACCACCUGACGGCGAGUGCCAGCGGAGGAGGCGGGAUGGACAAAGUCAGCUCUUCCCCUUUGAACUGUAUGGGUAUGCAUGGAAAUUUCUCAGUGGGUCAAUAUUUUGCUCCGCCGUGGAACAGUGUGCUGGUGACACCUGACAGUGACUGCUACAACCCCCAGGAGCUUUUGGCCACCUCCACAGGAGGACCGGUCACGGGGCACAGAGAGAUGGGCUACCCCCACCACCAUCACCACUACCACCAUCAUCAUCACCCUGCUGUAGACAGCGGGGGAGGUUUGUGCUGCAGCCUGCCCAGCAAGAGCAUGUGCAACACAUCGGUGCUGAGCAGCAGCUUGCAGUCUCUGGAGUACCUGAUCAACGACAUCCACCCACCCUGCAUCAAGGAGCAGAUGCUUGGCAAAGGCUACGAGACUGUGUCUGUGCCACGUCUGUUAGACCACCAGCAUGCACACAUCCGCCUCCCUGUUUACAGAUAGAGGGGGAAGAAGAGGAGGAAGAGAAUCAAGAGUUGUGAAUUUGUGAAGAAAAUCAAAAUUAAAGAACAGAGAUGUUUUUUUCUAGGUACAGAUUUUUGAAAUUGGCACUGCUUUAACUAGUGUGGGAGCUUAGAGAAGAGCAGUUGUUGUGCUGUGUGACCCUCGGUUUGGUGGUUUCAAGGCAGGCUGUGGGAAUCCCAAAUAUGAAAGGUGGUGGUGACUGCCAACGGGAGAGAAAAAGGGAUUUCAAGAUUCUCCGGAUGUUCCAUUGUGUGUGUUUUGCCAAUAGGAAUUUUGGAUUGAUUUAUUUUUUCUUCAGUUUUUUUGUUGUUUUACUCGCCUGAACUUUUUGAUGCGAAUCAUAGCUUGACAUGAAGUGCACACGGCACUUGUAUCCCCCUUCCAAAUACUAAGGCUGAAGCUACUGUGUAGGUUGUCACUGAAAGGGUCUUAAAAGGGCCAAAGCUUAGGGCUGCAUUCAAAAUCCAAAACAGUGUAACAGUACAUUUAUAAAGACACAAAUAGACAAAGGCAUACAUACACACAAUGUACUGCUAUGUGAGGAGACUAAAAUUAUACUCGGGGUGUGUAUGUACAAGGAUCAUAGGGUUGAAUUAAAAGAAUAGUACAAUAUUAGUUAUUAUUGCUGUUAUGAUUGAUACAUAAAUUGCACUGCUUGAAUCUUGUUAACUUUGAAGUUUAGAAUUGGGUAGUUUGGAUAUGAUAUAUUUAAGAAACUUGAAAAACUUGAACCUAUUUUUUGUUUUAUAUAUUUGUAGUUAUAUUUUAUGCAUUGGCUGCUAUGGGAAAAGUGUCUCAAAUGCUUUUUUGAUUUUCAUUUUUUCAUUUUUUUUCUUUUUUUGAUUUGAUAAAUCCUCCUCAAGCUAAUGUGCAGUUUCUUAUGUCCUGGUGUGAGGCAUAGUCGCUGCUUUGGUUCUGUAAGAACCUGGUCAGAGAGCUCUUUUCCCUAACCAACACUGGAAUCUACAAUAAAUCUUGAAAUACUUAUUUAAAAAAGAAAAUGUUGCAAAAAAAAGACCAUGAUAAAGAAAUGUUACAAUGAAGAAUGUGAUUGGGAGGUUAUUUACAUAACCUUAAGUGUAUGUUUAUGCGUGUAUGUGGCUGAGUGCAUGCGCGUGUGUGCAUUAUUUUUUUUUGUUUUUCAAAAUCCUCAGACUUUUUUUUUUUUCAAUUGUGUCACUAUAAGAUUUCCACCACCAAGACUGAAAAACUGAAUCCCCAGUCCCAUAAACAUCAUAUCUGAGUAAUGUACAGGAGAUAUUUUGCAAAUCUCGCUCCCUUUUAUCAGAGGCUUUAGAUAUUCUCUGGAGCACAGAUCAAGAUCCCACAUGACUCCAUCUAGCUGUAGUAACAGGGCUACAUCCCCUACUCCCCUACUGUUUAUCAUGAUGACAGAAAGAGGUGGGAACAAAUCAAAGUUCUAUUUUGGGGGUACUAGUCCACCCCUGAUCCUGCAAACAAAUACAAAAUGGAAACAAUCAUGCCCUUUCCUCUGGCAUCAGAUGAAAUGAGACAAGGCUCACUGCUUUCCCUUGUCCGUUUCAGCCCCUGGUUGGGAUACAUUUAGCCCGGGCCAGUCUUAACUGAUGAUUCAGAGCAGUGAAAUAUUUAUUAUGACUGUGAGAUUCCCUUGAAUGUACUGCACUUAAAUUACUGCAAUGUUUUAUUGCCUUGUGAGACUUGAGUGAAAGAGAAAAAUUGGAUCAGUGCAGCAGUCCUCUGGUCUUAAAUUAGCAUUUCUUUUGUCCGUCAAAUUUCAUUGGUAAAUUGAAUUUAGUAACUGGAGAGAGGGAGUCGGAGCUUUGUUGUGGGGAAAUACUGGCAUCAGUCAAGAUUUAUAAAGUGCAAUUAUUAUGACUGUAUUAACAUUUUUCUCUGAGCUUACACCAAAAAAUGUAAACUACAGUUGUCAAUACAUUCCCAAUGUACCACAUCCCUAAUCCCUAUCCCUUUAUGUUUUGAGGUGUAAAAUAAAUUUCUUUAAGAAUAUAUUCAGAAGCCACAUCUUGGCUUUGAAGUCUGUCAUUAUUAUUUUUUUUAUGUAUGUCCUCUAAAAGUCAGUGGGAAAUUUGGCCCUUGUUUCAGCGGCAGCUCUGUGAGAUCCAGAGCAUGAUGUGUGAUGUUGAUCCUUUACUGUACUGUAGCGAUAAACUACUGAUAUUGAGAAAACAUACAUUAUUUUUUAAAUGUUAAUACUUUGGCCACCCAAAGAUAAAGGACAGACAGAAUUGUUGUAAAAAUAAAGGAUUUACACAAAAUAUUGAAGACAAAGCAGAAAUUGAUGUUCCUUUGAUCAUUUGCAUACCAUAAAUAGACCUGUUU
Molecule: messenger RNA, 4306 nt
Organism: Anoplopoma fimbria (sablefish)
Lineage: Eukaryota; Metazoa; Chordata; Actinopteri; Perciformes; Anoplopomatidae
Gene: fam222aa
Product: family with sequence similarity 222 member Aa
Exons: 3
Coding region: 404-1963 (519 amino acids)
Source: RefSeq, a predicted model, not a curated record